Molecule: messenger RNA, 1045 nt
Organism: Cornus florida
Lineage: Eukaryota; Viridiplantae; Streptophyta; Magnoliopsida; Cornales; Cornaceae
Product: myb-related protein 315-like
Exons: 3
Coding region: 77-889 (270 amino acids)
Source: RefSeq, a predicted model, not a curated record
UUAAUCUUUGCAUAUUGAACCCUUUAGGAGGGGUUAAUUUCUCUGUGUUUCGAAUUUCGGAACAUUGUGUGAUCAAAUGGGAAGACAACCAUGUUGUGACAAAGUUGGAUUGAAGAGAGGUCCAUGGAGCAUUGAAGAAGAUCACAAGCUCACGGACUUUAUCGUCAACAACGGCAUCCAUUGCUGGCGAAUGGUUCCCAAGCUUGCAGGUUUGCUAAGAUGUGGGAAGAGUUGCAGAUUGAGAUGGAUAAAUUAUCUGAGGCCAGAUGUUAAAAGAGGGGCACUUUCAGAAAUGGAGGAGAAUCAGAUUAUACAACUUCAUGCUUGUUUUGGUAACAGGUGGUCGAAGAUUGCCUCACAUUUUCCGGGACGUACUGACAAUGAAAUAAAGAACCACUGGAACACCAAGAUUAAGAAGAGGCUAAAGAUCCUAGGGUUAGACCCUGUGACCCACAAACCCAUUGAGGAGACUGAAACUAAUCCAGAAUUGGAUUCAUCAAUAGAACAAGAGGAAAGUUUGGAGGUUACAUCAAUGAAGGAUUGUCGUCAUGCUCAGUGUGAGGUUCAAGUAACAAUUGAUGAGAAACAAAACGAAGUCAACAAGAUCAUGGUGACCUCCAAUGAAUCAACUGAUCAUCAUGAUGACCUUCUACAUAAUUAUGAGAUGUUGUGUCCAAGUUUGGAUGUGGGAUUAGGGGUAAACCAAGAAACAAACACCUCCAAUUCAUAUUAUAGUCCUACAUUUUCUUUGGAAAAUUCUAUCAACCCAUCAUCAAUGGGUACUCAAGAUUCUAUACAGCAAUGGGUUGAUAGUGUGGAUUCAAUGCUCUCAUGGGAUGGUUUCAAUCAACUUGAAGACGAACUUUUCUUUUUGGAUAAUAGCCACUGAAACCUAUCUGCUGAUUCAGUUGUUUUGUUUUGGCACAGGUUUUUUUUUUUUUCAAUUCUCUUUCACCAUGUUCAAUUUGCUAUAUCAAUCUUCAAAAGAGUAUCAUAUUAUGAUGACUAGUGUCAUUAAUCUCUACUUGGUUGUGGUUUUUAUUUA